Molecule: messenger RNA, 2111 nt
Organism: Zootermopsis nevadensis
Lineage: Eukaryota; Metazoa; Arthropoda; Insecta; Blattodea; Termopsidae
Gene: Cpr97Eb
Product: Cuticular protein 97Eb
Cellular component (GO): chitin-based extracellular matrix
Molecular function (GO): structural constituent of chitin-based larval cuticle
Source: RefSeq, a predicted model, not a curated record
UGCAACGCACAAGUCUCUGGCAGCCUUGAAUCUCCCACUGGACUACCGUCGGGGCAGUUUCUCUAUAUAUAAGCCUGCGCGUUGCUGCUAGCAACUGUUUUCUCGUGUCAAGCUCCAACGCAUUGUCUCGCCAUGGGACCGUCUCGAAUAAUUGUCCUGUCUUUGCUGAUGGUCGCCGUGGUUACCGGCCAGUACUACGAUCAGACCACGCCAGUACCAAUCUUGAAGCAGCUUAACAGACAUAAUGAAGACGGAUCUUACAGCUACGGAUACGAGGCAGCUGAUGGUAGUUACAAGAUCGAGACGAAACACCCCACUGGAGAAGUCCUUGGCAAAUAUGGCUACGUGGAUGACACUGGCUCCUUGCGUGAGGUUGAAUACGGUGCUAGCAGACGUGGGUUCGAGCCAGCAGGUGCAGGAAUCAACGUGGCUCCACCAACACUCACGAACAACAAUUACAACCAAGGAAAUUCUCUGGGUAGCGAUUACGAUGAUGGCCAAUACCGCGAAGAUCCUAGUAUCUAUUACAAGUCCUCCUCGUUUAACAGCGCUCCAAGUAGACCAUCGUAUCAGAAUACCUACCAGUCUCGACCUUCGUACAAUCAACAACCUCAUAAUUAUAACCCGGAACCCUCUUAUCGAGAGCAAUACAACCCCCCACCCCCACCCCCAUCGCCACCCCAGCGUCAGUAUAGUCAACCUGAACAACAGUACAACCGUCCUCAGCAGCAGUACUACCCAAAAAUAGAUCCUAACCAAUUUCGUGGUCAUCCAGCGACCAACUUUGAUGUAUAUUCUGGGUCUUACAGUGUUAAUUAUUCAGGCUGAUGAAAAUAUAUUUCGCAGUUCACGGUUCAUAGCAGAACCAUCGUCUCAGCUCUGAUUUCCGUCAAAACUGAGUACUGAACCAAUGGAUUGAGAAUUAGCCCACUAAAGACGGGAUCCUUUGAGCAUACACGGUAUACAUGUUGUUGCUUAUAAUAAAGAUGUGAUAAAACGUCAGUCUUGUGUUGAAUUCAGUGUCAGCAAUGUUUGUUUUCCGUUGCAGGCGAGGGAGAAAUCGACAUCAAUGUAAGGAAAUCGGUAUUGUGUUAGUCUUCCUGGAGUCUGACAUCCCUAGCUAAUAACAUAAUACGCGCCAUGUUUAACAUAAUUUUUCUGUUUUGUAUCACAUUAGUGAGUCAUAUGUAAAGUACAAUAUGUUACAGCGUCUAGAUGCAUUAUGUCUGAUCUCUUCUUGAGUUUCUCUCGAUUGGUUUACGCCUUUGAAGCAGAAGCACGUCUAAAUAACAUUUAAGGACUUAGUCCGUACCGCAAAGAAAACACAACACUUCACCGUUACAAAGAUCAACUAGUUAACGCUGUUUAAUGAAAUAAUAGGUGUUCCUUUUAAGAAAUACACUACUGAUCAAAAUUAUUAUUUACAGAAUGUGGUACGUACAGUUACCAUUGGUUUUAAAUAGGUGGAAAUUCAUAACGUGUCGAAAGUAGGCGAUUUGAGACGACAAUUAUAUUCGUUGAAACCAAAAUUUUGCUUCAUGUUUCAGAUAAUUUUAACCUAGUCACCCGAUACUAAUUAAAUAUUUCCUUCUUAUCGUAACCUAUACGCGGGAGGUUCAGAGUACAGCUCACGGUAUGUAAACGAAGUUUUAAUUACUUGUGGUAAGUAAGUAACGCACAAUGUAAUGACCUUAACUCGAAAGUAAGUGGGGAUUAGUGAGUGAAUUUGGCGCAUUUAUGGGGGGGAUACGUGGUGAAUUCACCUGUCUCAAAUCGAUUUGAGGACAUAUUUCACAGUUAUUAGCGGCUACCAAGGUUCUUAACAAAAUAUCUUCAUCGUUAAUUCAUAAUAUAUUAUUAAUUAAUACUGUGCAGCUAACGAUCACUUCAUGAAAUGCCACUCAAGAUAUAAUUUACUUUUGUACACAUAUUAUUGACUGCAGGCAUUGUGCUCACACAUUGUGAUUAAAAUAUUAUUCAGGAAAUAAAUAACUUGUCUGGGAGUCUACACUAAAUUUCUGCUUCUGAAUAUCUAUGUGAUAAGUGUAUGUCGCUUAUAAUGCUUGUGAUAUUAUGUUUUCUAUAUGAAUAAACGUUGAAGGUUGAAAUAA